This is a messenger RNA of Penicillium diatomitis, 1350 nucleotides long. Its product is annotated as PQ-loop repeat-containing protein. Lineage: Eukaryota; Fungi; Ascomycota; Eurotiomycetes; Eurotiales; Aspergillaceae. The coding region runs from base 1 to 1350 and encodes 449 amino acids. The transcript has a single exon. The record is from RefSeq and is a predicted model, not a curated record.
AUGGCCACAACUCUCCUUCGUUCGAUAGUGUCAGCGUCGCUACCGGAUCACUGCGAGCCAUCGUCGCCGUGGCUGACUGCAAUCUCCUCCCACCUCCACAUCUGCCUGCCCACCCCACUCGCCCUGAUAUCGUCCGUGCUCGGAACGCUAAGUAUUGUCUCAUGGUUGUUCGCCCAGCUGCCGCAGAUCUACAAGAACUACCAACUUCAAUCCACCUCCGGACUGUCUAUCUUUUUCUUGGUAAUCUGGUGUGCAGGUGAUGCAAGUAACCUCCUCGGGGCAUGGUUCACUCGCCAGGCCGGCUGGCAGGUCGUGGUGGCCGGCUACUAUGUCUGUGUGGACGUUGUCUUGGUGAUCCAGUUCUUCUGGUAUACUCAUUACAAGUCCAAACAAUACAUGGACAUCGACGACUACGCGCAUGACCACCGUCAUGGUCAAAGCGAGUAUCUGGAUGGUGUAUCAUUGUCCGGCGAUGAGAUGCCCCGUCAAUCGCCGGCUCCCGUCAAUGUCGCGCAAAAGAGGAAGACCGAGGUCCACGACAUGGGUGUGCAGACCGGCUCGACGCCCAACUCAGCUCUCGGUCGUACACCUCCUUUCGCCUUUGCCGGAGAGAAGGCCAACUCUCCGCGCCGCUCAGGGCGGAUGAUCAGCACCUCUGCAAGCCCACCGUUUGCGCUGCCACGGACCAUGCUGAUCGCUUCCCUUGUAUGUGCGGUGCUAGCCAAUGCUAGCCCUACGCACACGGCUCCAUCACCGCUGCCUCAUCCGCCGAUAUCAGAUGCUCCUCGAGAAACAGUCGUCGAGGUGUUCGGUCGCGUCUUCUCCUGGAUGUCCACUAUUCUCUAUCUUGGUUCACGGCCUCCACAACUAUAUAAGAAUUACUGCCGUAAGAGUACAGAGGGUCUUUCUCCGCUGCUCUUUAUGGCAGCCUUCUUUGGCAAUCUGUUCUAUUCAUCCUCCCUCGUGACCAAUCCUAAUUUCUGGUCUGACUUCCCACCCUACGGAGGUGGUGGCUGGGCAGAUGGACACGGCAACGACCGUCUGGAAUGGAUUGGUCGUGCCAGCCCAUUCUUCCUUGGCGCAUUCGGUGUGCUGGGACUAGAUGGGUUCAUGGGUGUACAAUUUCUCAUGUAUGGCUCUUCUGACUUGGAUGACGAGAGUAUCGUCAGCGCAAACAAUGAGGACGUCAAGCGGGGUCGUGGUCGCUGGCGACGUGUACAGGGUUGGAUGCGAGGAUGGAUCCCCUCUGCAUCACCUGCUCGCAAUGAACAUGGUCACAGAUCUCUAUCACGUCGACGGGAACGGCAGGCCCUCCUGAGUUCUGAACGAGAUCACUAUGGAGCUGUUUAG